Eruca vesicaria subsp. sativa (arugula) is the source of this 1081-nucleotide messenger RNA. Lineage: Eukaryota; Viridiplantae; Streptophyta; Magnoliopsida; Brassicales; Brassicaceae. The record is from the annotation of a GenBank genome assembly.
GUGAAUUUUUACUUUUAAAUACAAAUAAAAAAGAAGAGAUAACAUGUUCGUUUUCAAUAUAUCUGGUCCCCAAUAUUGACAAAAAAAAACAAACAACAAUAAUUGACAAGUCUCUAUCUUUCAUCUUUAUCUCUUCUCUCAAGAACAUCAAGCUCUGUUCUUCUUCUUCUUCUUGUUCUGACUCUUGGUCUGAUUUCUUACAAGAAACAUAACACAGAAAUGGCGUUCGCAGGAACAACACAGAAAUGCAUGGCCUGUGACAAAACCGUUUAUCUCGUCGACAAGUUAACCGCAGAUAAUCGGGUCUACCACAAAGCAUGUUUCCGUUGUCACCAUUGCAAAGGAACUCUCAAGCUUAGCAACUACAACUCCUUUGAAGGAGUUCUUUAUUGCAGACCACAUUUCGAUCAGAACUUCAAGAGAACGGGAAGUCUUGAGAAAAGCUUUGAAGGGACACCAAAGAUCGGAAAACCGGAUAGGCCUUUGGAGGGAGAGAGACCUGCUGGUACCAAAGUGUCUAAUAUGUUUGGUGGAACACGAGAAAAAUGCGUUGGCUGUGACAAAACCGUGUAUCCAAUUGAGAAGGUGUCGGUGAAUGGGACAUUGUACCACAAGAGCUGCUUCAAGUGUACACAUGGAGGAUGCACGAUAAGUCCUUCGAAUUACAUUGCUCACGAGGGGAAGCUUUAUUGCAAGCAUCAUCAUAUUCAGCUGAUCAAGGAGAAAGGAAAUUUGAGUCAGCUUGAAGGAGGGGAUAAUGCCACUAAGGACAGAGUUGAGGCUGCUUGAAAAGAAAAAGAAGAGAAACAGUUUUCAAUCUCUCUGGAUGAUUUUGACCAUUAAAGAACUAAUAGUGUCACAUUUCAUCUGGAUGAUUUUGUUUCUCCUUAAACUUGCUUUUGUUGUUGUUUCUUUUAGAAACUUUGUUGUCUCUCUUAAGGUGAUCUGUUCACUAUUUGUUGAGUUUCUUGUUAUGAAACAAAACAAUUAGAGAAAUAAUGUAUGUUUGCUUAGGAGAAUAUACGUAUUACGUUUAAAUAAAUUCAAUAAUGUAUGUCUCUUCUCAAUCCAUGUUCUUCGC